AUGAAUGAUGAUGAUAUUCCUCAAGUUCUCAUGCCUGAUUAUGAAGAAAAAAUAAAAAAUAUUCUGUUAAAUACGGAACUUAAUAUUCAUGGAUAUGGUUAUAAACAACUUAUUGAAGGUUCAAUUCGAGAUAAUAGCUUCACUAUGUCACGUUAUCGUCGGUUUGAAACAAAAACACAAACAUGGAUAAAACAAAAUUAUCCUACAUAUCGUAAUCAAUCUCGUUUAAUAAAUGUUCUUUUACUUAAUGAAGAUCUAUGGCAAGCAAGUGAAAACAAAUUAUUACAAUUUUUAUCUAAUGAUACCAAUAAUAAUAAUAAAGAAUAUUAUACGUUUUAUCAUGGUUGUCUUGAGUAUGCGGCUCAUUCUAUAUGUCUUAAUGAUCUUGGACUACAUUGGAAUUAUCCCAAAGGUACUGAUUUUGGUCCUGGUGUUUAUGUUACACGUAAUCUUUUUGAUGCAUUGUGUGUUGCUAAAAGAAGAAGUUUAUAUCAACCAUCUAGUUCCAAAUUUGAUGAAGAACAAAAUCGACCAGCUUGUAUCAUAUUUCAAUGUCCAAAAGAAGAAUUUGAUACUUUUUCAAUACUUAAACUUGAAGUCAAUAAUCUUGAUCUAAGUGCUGAUCGACAACCGUUAAUUAGUCAGGAUAUAGAAGAAAAUGAAAUUUUCAAAUGGGACAAAUUUGUACAUUUAUGUCAUGAUCAACGUUAUCCUCUACCAUUAGUUAAAUCUUAUGAUGGAAUUGAAGGACAUAUUUGUAACAAUAUUCGUCAAGUACAAGCUGGUAUUCAUGGACCAAAAUCUCAAUUAAAUAGUUGGCAAUUAUGUGUACAAAGUGUACGAUUUGCUGAAAAAUUUACAUCUUGGAUAAGUGGUAUUAUCCUUCUUCAACUACCAAGCUAA
Molecule: messenger RNA, 903 nt
Organism: Rotaria sp. Silwood2
Lineage: Eukaryota; Metazoa; Rotifera; Eurotatoria; Philodinida; Philodinidae
Source: the annotation of a GenBank genome assembly